This is a messenger RNA of Chiloscyllium plagiosum (whitespotted bambooshark), 3071 nucleotides long. NCBI's taxonomy places the organism in Eukaryota, Metazoa, Chordata, Chondrichthyes, Orectolobiformes, Hemiscylliidae. The record is from RefSeq and is a predicted model, not a curated record.
UAAAUACACCAGUCUGAGCAUCAUUCCAAGUGGAGCAUUCUCUGGACUCAGGAACGUAACAAGCAUUUGGCUACUACAGAAUGAUAUUCUGGAGAAUAUUGAAGAAAAUACCUUUGUCAAUCUACCCAGUCUUAAUGAAAUGACUAUAACAAACACUGGAAUAAGGUUCUUUCCUGAUAUCACAAACAUUCAUUCUGAAGAUUUUUUGCUUCUUGAAUUUCGUGACAACAUAAACAUGCAAGUUAUACCAUCGUAUGCUUUCCAGGGAUUAAGCACUGGAACAUUAAAUAUAAAUUUGAUUAACAAUGGCCUCAUAGAAGUACAAAGCCAUGCAUUUAACGGAACAGAUUUAGAUCAUCUCAACCUUACAGGUAACCAGAACCUACAAAAAUUGCACGAAGAUGUUUUCAUGGGAGCAACUGGUCCAACAGUUCUGGAUAUUUCCAGAACUGGUAUCACUGCACUUCCGAUUCACGGCUUGAAAUCUAUUAAGAAGCUCAUAGCUCAGUCAACCAAUAACUUGAAAAGGUUACCACCUCUGACCAACUUUGUUGAACUAAGGGAAGCCAGUAUGACAUACUCGAGCCACUGCUGCGCCUUCGAGAAUGAAAAUGCUAAGAAGAAAAAGGAGUUUCUGUGGUCUCCAGUAUGUAACAGGUUCUAUGGCAAGAAUUAUGUUUUCAGCAACACAAGCUCUGAAUCUGAAUGGGAGAUUGGAUCCACGCAUUCAAAAAAAUCUAUGGAGAUGAACUCUGCUUUACCACAGCAAUAUGGUUUUCUUGAAAGUGAGGCAUGGUUUGACUCGAAUGAAGACGAACCAUUUUUUGAUUAUGGGCUGUGCUCCAAUAUAGUAGAUGUGAUCUGUAACCCAAAAGCAGAUGACUUCAAUCCAUGUGAAGAUAUUGUGGGUAAAGAUAUUCUACGAGUUAUAAUUUGGCUAAUGAAUAUUCUUGCAAUUAUAGGGAAUGUUGUUGUUCUCGUAGUCUUAUUAACCAGUAGAUAUAAACUUACCGUCCCUCGGUUUCUUAUGUGCAAUCUUGCUUUUUCUGACUUUUGUAUGGGCCUUUACUUGUUGCUCAUUGCUUCUGUAGAUAUCCAAACAAAAGGCCAGUAUUAUAACUAUGCUAUAGAUUGGCAGACUGGUGCUGGUUGUGCAUCUGCUGGAUUCUUCACUGUUUUUGCCAGCGAGUUAUCAGUGUACACACUUACUACAAUCACACUGGAAAGGUGGCAUACAAUUACUUAUGCCAUGCAGCUGGAUAAAAAACUCCAUCUGAGGCAUGCCAUUGUUAUCAUGUGUGGUGGUUGGGCAUUUUCUUUCAUUGUUGCAAUUCUGCCUCUUUUAGGGAUCAGUAACUACAAGAAGGUUAGCAUCUGCCUUCCUAUGGACAUAAACUCACCAGUGUCUCAGGCUUAUAUCAUUUUCAUUUUGCUACUGAAUGUGAUUGCAUUUUUGAUCAUUUGUCUCUGCUAUAUUAAAAUCUACCUAACAGUUAGAAACCCCAACUUUAUCUCUACAAAUGGUGAUACAAAAAUUGCUAAGCGAAUGGCUGUGCUAAUCUUCACUGAUUUUAUUUGCAUGUCGCCAAUAUCUUUCUUUGCUAUUUCUGCAGCAUUGAAGGUUCCUUUCAUCACCGUGUCUAGUUCCAAGAUACUUCUGGUUUUGUUUUACCCAAUAAAUUCUUGUGCCAAUCCCUUUUUGUAUGCAUUUUUUACAAAGACCUUUCGUCGAGAUUUCUACAUCCUUUUGAGCAGGUUUGGUUACUGUGAAAUGAAAGCACAGCUUUACAGGACAGAAACUACAUCGUCAAUUCAAAAUUCCAAUGUGAGAAAUGGUGCUUUGGCCUCGGCAUCACAGGUUGGCCAAGGUACGGUAUACACAGAGCUUCUGGCAGCUACUAAUCGCCAACAGUGUGGAGCUCACAACCUCAAUUCUGAAGAGUCCCACCAAACACUUACAGGAAUCUAUGCUGUUAACUGAUAGUGUAUAAACUUUCCUGAAGUAAAUUUGUUUUGUUAACCUUGAAGAAAGUAACUUUUUCCUGGAGAAUGCCUGAUAUCUUCUUGUUAAAUUACUGAGAACUUGAAAUCUAUUGUCAAAUAUACCAGGAUCAAACUUCAGAUUCUGGCAAACUUUGCAACUGAGCAGUCAACUCUAAUUUAUGAUUGAUCUUAUGGAGUAUGAAUCAGUGUUUAUACAACAUGGGAUUAGCAUAACCUAAUUGCAGGCAGAAAAUAGAUGAUGCAAGUAAUUUGCAAAGACCCAUUUUGUGCAAGAAAUGAUUAAUGUCAUAUCAUAAAUAUACUUGAUUUGCAUUGUCCAUAUAAAACUUGCUUUAAGUUUACCAGAAUUUACUGCUACUUAUGCAAUUUACUGUAAUAUGGUAACAUUAUUGUACUCUGGAUUUGGUGUAUUUGAUAGAGAAAACUUGCUCCUGAUUGCAAGCCAUAUGUUAUGAUUCCAAGAGCUUGAAUGUUUAAAACAUGUGCAACAGUAAAAUCUGUUGCAGUGGCCUCAUUUCUUUGUAAAACAAAGCACUCAAGUGACUAGCUAAUGUUGAAUGCUGAAUUAAUGAUUCAUGCCAUACUCUGAAGUGGAUAAUCGUGCUUAUUCAUAAACAUGGUCAUUGUCAUGUUUUAUUGUAAAAGUCUCAGUGUCAGGAUAUUUCUGUUACUAAUAUAUUAAAUGUGCUAUAAUUGGUAUUAGGAGAGGGAAGAAAAGAACAAAGACUCUUGCUCCUCACUCCAGUAUAGCAAGAUCUAGGUGGUAAGAGUGAAAUGAGGAAGAACGUGAGUGAAAUUCAAAGCCAGGUUUAGAUUUAGUUUCAAUUAUAACAAUCUUCCCCCCCCACCAUCCCUCCCAAUUGCCAUCUACCAUUACCAGAGCCACCCAAACACACACACACUCUGCCAAAGUCAAAUAUUAAUGACAAGUCCAAAGGGAAAAAGUAGAUGAAAAACAACAAGUGUUAUCAGCAUUUUUUUUAACUGUCAGUUAAGAUUUAUUUUCUGUGCAUUGUCCAAAUAUGAAGGAUUAUUAACUGUUGAAAAGAUUGGAAUGUUUCUAAUUA